Molecule: messenger RNA, 1307 nt
Organism: Mollisia scopiformis
Lineage: Eukaryota; Fungi; Ascomycota; Leotiomycetes; Helotiales; Mollisiaceae
Exons: 2
Coding region: 51-1223 (390 amino acids)
Biological process (GO): mitochondrial respiratory chain complex I assembly; biosynthetic process
Cellular component (GO): mitochondrion
Source: RefSeq, a predicted model, not a curated record
GAGCCUCCGGCCAGAUUUUCUUGUGUUUGUACGCAAACCAAAUUAAUGUAAUGUAUUCAACGAGAGCAAGUAUAAGACUUGGAAGAUGUACAAAAUUUCGCCCAGCUUCACGAUGCAAUUAUGCCACAACUCCGUACAGCACGCCAGCUCCAUAUACUUCUCGUAUAACUGAUGCAGACGUCCAUGCAGCUCGAACCUACUGCUCCGGCCUUCUGCAGAAAUACGACUCCCCAUCCUACACUCUCCAAACUUUUGUCCCUCCUUCAGCACGAGAUGCCUACCUUUCUAUUCGAGCCCUCAACGUCGAACUUGCUAGAAUACCAGAGCUAGUCUCAAAUCCGACAGUAGGAGCUCUGCGGAUGCAAUUCUGGCGCGACAACCUUACUCGAACGUUUGCCAAUACACCGCCCAAAGAGCCAGUUGCAAUCCUUCUGCAUCAUGCUCUCUCAUCACUACAAUCUCGCCACCCGGGGAUCAGCACAAGUGUGAUGAAGGGAUGGUUCAUGAAAGUUGUCAAUGGUAGAGAGCAAUAUAUGGACAAUAGGCCGUACACAAACCUGGAUGCCUUGGAGACAUAUUCAGAAAAUACAUAUUCAACGUUAAUGUAUUUGACAUUGGCAGCUCUUCCAAUGCAUUCAAUGGCAGCAGAUCAUGUCGCAAGCCACAUCGGGAAAGCUACUGGGAUUGCUGCAGUGUUGAGAGGAUUGCCGUUAUUAGCUUUCCCACCACCACCAAAUCAUCAUAGCAAUAAUGCUGCAUUUGGUGGUGCUUUAGGCGGGAGCACCGGCGGUCGUCAAGGAGCGGUUGUUCUACCGUUAGAUAUCAUGGCAGAAGCAGGUGUCAAAGAAGAAGAUGUCUUCAGGCAGGGAGCCGAUGCACCAGGGUUGAAAGACGCUAUCUUCAGAGUUGCUACUCGAGCCAACGACCAUUUGAUUACAGCCAGAGAGAUGUUGAAGAACUUGCAACAGGGGAAAGAUGCCGGACAUGAUUUUGAGCACGAAGGAGAAGAAGGACAUCAAUACGCUGAGAUGAGCCCAAAGGAUCACUCGCAAGCAGAUGAAUUAGAAAGAGGAUUUGGUGUUCUCAUGCCAGCAGUAGCCACGAGAUUAUGGCUUGAAAAAUUAGAGAAGGUCGAUUUUGAUAUAUUUCGAUCCGAAUUAAGGGCUAGAGAAUGGCGACUGCCAUGGAAGGCAUACUGGGCCUAUUCACGGAGAGCAAUAUAAAUGCCCUUUGUCCAAACCCUCCCGAAGAUAUCUAUGUUAGAGUGAACCCUUCCUUCAAAUGAUCAUAUUACCACAAUUUCAUCC